Molecule: messenger RNA, 3004 nt
Organism: Vitis vinifera (wine grape)
Lineage: Eukaryota; Viridiplantae; Streptophyta; Magnoliopsida; Vitales; Vitaceae
Product: probable serine/threonine-protein kinase WNK9
Exons: 7
Coding region: 435-2630 (731 amino acids)
Biological process (GO): protein phosphorylation; intracellular signal transduction
Cellular component (GO): cytoplasm
Molecular function (GO): protein serine/threonine kinase activity; ATP binding
Source: RefSeq, a predicted model, not a curated record
UUACAAGCUGGUGCAUGCCUGGGAAGAGAGAUAGAGAUGGAAAUAUAGAAACUGCGCCUGUGUCGGGUGUUUGGUUUUACAGCUCGUGAUGAGAUAGAAAGAGGAGAGAGAGAGAGAGAGGGGGGGUGGUGUUUUGUCAGCUUUUGUCAGGUGGGGUAGGGGUUACUAAGUAACAAUUGAGAAAUCUAUGCCUUGUUGUUUCAAUGAGUAGUUGGAACUUGGAAAAGCCUUGUCCUUUUGAUGGACUCUCCAAGGUCUCUCUUCCUCUCUCUUCUCCUCUUCUCCUCUACUAGACCAAAUCUUCAUUUUUCUAUUCGUUUUGGGUGACUGAUUUCUCUCUUUUGUUAUGCUGCAAAAGUGAGUGAGGAAAGAUAUAGAGGAGGGACAAUCUCAAUCUUCAAAAAUAAAGAGGAGUUCAUAAGAGAAACUUAGGCAUGAAUUGCGUUACAGAGCUUGAACCAGAUUAUUCUGAGUUUGUUGAAGUUGAUCCUACCGGUAGAUAUGGAAGGUACAAUGAAAUUCUUGGCAAAGGAGCUUCCAAGACAGUAUACAGAGCCUUCGAUGAGUAUGAAGGGAUUGAAGUAGCCUGGAACCAGGUGAAGCUUAAUGAUUUCCUGCAGAGUCCUGAAGAGCUGGAGAGGCUGUACUGUGAAAUUCAUCUGCUCAAGACCUUGAAACACAACAACAUCAUGAAAUUCUACACUUCCUGGGUUGAUCCUGCAAACAGGAACAUUAAUUUUGUGACAGAGAUGUUCACCUCCGGUACUCUUAGACAGUAUAGGCUAAAACACAGGAGAGUUAACAUCAGAGCUGUGAAGCAUUGGUGCAGACAGAUCUUAAGGGGGCUGCUCUACCUCCACAACCAUAAACCCCCUGUUAUCCACAGAGAUCUCAAGUGUGACAACAUUUUUGUCAAUGGCAACCAAGGGGAAGUCAAGAUUGGUGAUCUGGGGCUGGCUGCAAUUCUUCGGAAAUCCCAUGCAGCUCACUGUGUUGGAACACCAGAGUUCAUGGCCCCAGAAGUGUAUGAAGAGGAGUACAAUGAAUUAGUUGACAUCUAUUCUUUUGGAAUGUGCAUCUUGGAAAUGGUUACCUUUGAAUAUCCAUACAGUGAAUGCACCCACCCCGCUCAGAUCUACAAGAAAGUUAUCUCCGGUAAAAAACCAGAUGCCCUUUACAAAGUGAAGGAUCCUGAGGUGCGGCAAUUUGUCGAAAAAUGCUUAGCCACGGUGACUCUUAGGCUUUCUGCCAGGGAGCUUCUGAAGGACCCUUUUCUCCAAAGUGAUGACUAUGGGUCUGAUUUGAGGCCAAUAGAGUACCAGAGGGAUUUGGGUGAAGUUGGCCCUCUCCCGAGACUACCUCACUAUGGCAUUCAUCAUAGUUACAGCUCUUUGAGGAACGAGUAUUCGGGCUAUCCCGACUUUGAACCAGAGAAUGGCUUAGACUGCCACCCAGUUGAGUUUGAAAGAAAUGAAAUUGAUCUCUUCACUUAUCAAGAGGAUGAGCAUUUGGAAAAUGUUGAUAUCUCCAUCGAAGGGAGAAAGAGAGAUGAUCAUGGAAUCUUUCUAAGGCUCAGAAUUUCAGAUAAAGAAGGUCGGGUUCGGAACAUUUACUUCCCUUUUGAUAUGGAGACUGACACGGCACUGAGUGUUGCAAUGGAAAUGGUUUCUGAGCUGGAUAUUACCGACCAAGAUGUGACUAAGAUAGCAGAUAUGAUAGAUGAUGAGAUUGCUAGCCUGGUACCGGGUUGGAAGAUGGGGCUUGGCAUAGAGGAGAGCCAGAAUUAUGGCCAUGAUGCAAGUUUCUGUCACCAUUGUGCUUCAAACGGUUCCCCUUUAGAUUACGUGUCACCAAAUAACCCGGGCACCAAAAAUUUGCAAGUUCUUCAAUGUUCAAGACAGGGAUGUGCUGCUGUGCAUGGCCGCUUUGAAGAGAUCACUUACCGAGUUGAAGGGUCUGAACAAUGUGUUACAGAAGGUGCCCCAGUUGUUUCUAGCCAAUCUGAUGGAAUGCAGUAUGCUGAUAUUUGGGCUCAACGAGAGGGACCUGAAUUAAGUUCAGAGGGGUCCAGGGAGAUCCAAUCUGAUGAAGAGCAUGAAUCAUUAGACAAAUCAAUCUAUGGAAAGGAUGAGAGAGUCAUAAAUAUCGAUAACCAAAGUGAAUCCAAUGCAAAGAACUCUUUUGCUCCCCUGGACGAUUAUGAGAAUGAGAUCAGGCAGGAAUUGAGAUGGCUGAAAGCAAAGUACCAAAUGCAGCUGAGGGAGCUUAGAGAUCAACAGUUAGGAGCCAAACCAAAAUGGCUGAGUCUAACCCCAAAUUCAGAUAGCAUGGAACACAGUAGAGAUAACAAGGUUUCACCUUCUUCACUCUCAACCCCACUGGAGGGAGAGGACAAUGAUCCUCCCUUGAAAUCUUUUCCCUGUGGGAAGCAUUUUAACUCAUUUUUUCCUGUUGAUACUGAAAGGGGAUGUGCCAAUUUAGCAUAUCGAAGGCCCCAUAAUCGUGAGCCAGUGAGCGAAUCCUGCAGCCCUGAGGACAUGGUAACUGCCAAGAGUUUCUUUACAGGGACUUUGCUACCACAAUCUCUUCACAGGGCAACUUCUCUUCCAGUUGAUGCUGUAGACUUUUGAAGCCUGCAAGGUUCUCUACGAAGCUUUAACCAAGUUUUCACCACACCGGCAAACUUAUUAACAGGCUGCCUCUCUUUAUUGAUUGGAGAACUGUAGGUGAGGGGAAAUAUUAUUUGUACUGAGCAAUAUGAAGCCCUCCAAGCGGGAUCACUUGGGUUGAAAUGAGUUUCAUGUAAAUUACCCACUAACUUCAAUGUCAACAAGGGCACCCCACAAUCCAAUAUCAUCUCCCAAAACAAGGGAGAAUCUCUUUAUCUUCAUUGGAUGCCUUUGUGGGAGAGAGGUAACCCAUUAAAGAAUUGCAUAUGCCUGUAGUUUACUACAAUAUGUCAGUAAAGACUGGCUAAUAAAAAGUUUUUGAGAGCAUUUAUCAA